Molecule: messenger RNA, 2431 nt
Organism: Apus apus (common swift)
Lineage: Eukaryota; Metazoa; Chordata; Aves; Apodiformes; Apodidae
Gene: UBE2G2
Product: ubiquitin conjugating enzyme E2 G2
Exons: 6
Coding region: 95-592 (165 amino acids)
Cellular component (GO): endoplasmic reticulum; cytosol
Source: RefSeq, a predicted model, not a curated record
CGGGAGGGCAACCAUAGAGGCGAAGGAAGGCAGAGCGGCCGCCCGCCGGGGGCCUCUCUAGCCUGCCGGCCGGAAGCGGCGGCGGGGCCGCGCCAUGGCGGGGACGGCGCUGAAGCGGCUGAUGGCCGAGUACAAGCAGCUGACCCUGAACCCCCCAGAAGGAAUAGUAGCAGGUCCCAUGAAUGAAGAGAACUUCUUUGAAUGGGAAGCCCUGAUUAUGGGUCCUGAAGACACCUGCUUUGAGUAUGGGGUUUUCCCUGCCAUCCUGAGCUUCCCACUUGACUACCCCUUAAGUCCUCCGAAGAUGAGGUUCACGUGUGAGAUGUUCCAUCCCAACAUUUACCCAGAUGGAAGAGUUUGCAUCUCCAUUCUUCACGCUCCUGGGGAUGAUCCCAUGGGAUAUGAGAGCAGUGCUGAGAGGUGGAGUCCUGUGCAGAGUGUGGAGAAGAUCCUCUUGUCAGUGGUCAGCAUGCUGGCAGAGCCCAAUGAUGAAAGUGGAGCCAAUGUCGAUGCCUCCAAGAUGUGGCGGGAAGACAGAGAACAGUUUAACAGAAUUGCCAAGCAGAUUGUGCAGAAGUCACUUGGACUUUAAGCUCACAAAGAGACUGAAGUGUUUUGUAUUUUUCUCCACCUGGAAACGAGCAGUGCUCAGUGCUGGUACCAAAAAGGAAAACUUUGCAAAACUAUUGGCCUAGUUCUUCUUAUCAUUCGUUAUUUAUUUACCAUCUCUUUUCUUCUUCCACUGCUCCAGAGAAGCCUCUAAUUCACUUACUAAAUUGUGUGGAAAAGGGAUUUAAUACUAGGGAAAAACACAGAGGCAGUGUUGUUUCAGAGGCUGCUUGUUGCUACCUCACUUCAGGGUAUGGAAAGCUUGGAGACUGUACAAUCUGCAGCCCAACUUGGCCAAUCUGCUGGAUGAGAACAGAGCUGGUUUGGAUUACCUGCUGGAAGAAUUAGUUGUAUGGUUGGUUUUUCUAGGUAGCAUUGCUUCUGGAGCACCAGUAGGCAGGAAAUAAUCUAGGACAGCAUUUGCAGUGUACUUAGAGAAGCUGUAAAACAAGAUUAUAGUCAGGAUCUGUUAGCAAAGAAGGUGAUUGUGCAGCAUGAAACUUUUAAGAGAACUUGGGGGUUGUUACCAGGCUGGGGGGUUAGGAUGGGCUGGUGUCCCCGUGUAACAAUGGGAGUGUAUAUUGAGCCUUGGAGUCAGUGCUUGCUUGAAAGAAAUCCCAAGAGCUGCUUUAUUUCUCCUUGAAGACACUCAAUUGUAAACUUUUGCAUUCAAUGAGACGUGCAAGAUGGAAAGACUGGAUUCUUAAACACCUUGGUUAGGCUCACCAUGGGUGAGGUGGGUCAAAGGCAGCCUGAAAACCUGGAGAGAAUGUGUCUGCUCUGCUGGGCAUGUAAAAUAUCUGUGCAGUAAUGUCAGCUCCUUGUCUGCAUUUGAGUGUUGAGGGGAUCAGGCACUGCUGGCCUUGCCACUGCAGCCCAGCUCACCUGUUUCUCAGGUGAACGAGCUGAAGUUUGUCAAUCAACAUUUCUUGAUGCUGACCACUCUUUUAAAUAUGUAAAUAUGAAUUUAGAGAAGACACUUGACUGUUUUCUAGAGGAGGGUAUGAGAUGUGUUCAGAGUAUUGUGGCCAACUGCUGGUGUGGAGGGUGCAGGACACAGCAGCUGCAGCCGUCAGGUUGUGAAAACUGCUCAGGGGCCACUGGUGACCUUUGUGACAGAUCUCUUGUGUAGGUCCAAAUCUUCUCCAAUUUACCACAAGCAAUAACAUGCCCACGGACAGCACAUGGAAUCAAAAUGUGUUUACAGCUUUCAAGGGGGCUACCUUUGAGAAGGGCUCUUUUAUUUCUUUUCCCCUGUAAGAAGCGUGUGACGUGGAAGGAGUCGUGACAUGGAGAAGGUUUUGUGGAGGUGACAGUGCAUGCACGUGCCUACAACUUGUCAGUAUUGAUGUCUUGCUGCCUGUGCUGCAUCUCCACGUGCUGCAGACCUCAGUGUGCCAUCAUUCUGCACCUCUGAAGAGUUUGUCUUGCUACAACUUGCUGAUUUUUACCUCCUCCUAGAAGUAACUCGUCUUGUGUUGGUGGGAGGAGGACCUGACGUGGGAGCAGGGACAGUGUUGGACCUAACUAGUAUUUCAAAGCAUACAGGAAAAUGUAGCACUUAUAUACAAACUAGGAGUGUUUUUUGAAGUGUGGUAGAUGGAGUGCUGCUCCAAGGAGUCCUGCAGCUUCUUCUGGACACAACCCUGGAGAGCUGUGAGGACCCCUCAGGAAAUGAUGGACUCAGCAGACACAACAAAAAGUGGGCUUUGUUGUUUUUCAAGUGUGGAGUAUUUUAUUCCUGUGUGCUCACUCAUUGUUUGAUGGUGGGAUUUAGUCUGUAUACUGAAAAUAAAGUGGUUCUAUUUUUUCCUUCCACUGA